UUUUUCUUUUUUUAAUUUAUUAGUUAGAGGUUAAAAUGAUAAUUUUUUAAUUUAAUCUAGAAUUAUAUUUUAUCUAUCAAACAAAAAUACUAAUUAUCUUAAGUUUAUAUCUUACCUAUCAAACCCAUAUAAAUAAUAAUAAUUUCACUCAAUCCAUAUUAUUUUAUCAAGAUUUUACUUAUUACACUUUAUCUAAUUUAGCAAAUUAUUUGUUGAUAUUUACAAUCUUAAGACUGAAAAUUGUAAAUAAAGAUAUUUGGUAGGACAAAACUGAAAAUUUUCCUUAAUUUGCAUUGGCACCAAAAACAGUUCAUACAUAAGAAACUCUUCAGCUGUCAGUUCUACUUUGCUAGUCUUUUCUAAUUCCCCAAAACAGUUGUUAUAUAUUCUAUACUUUUUGACAUCCUUCAAUUUCCCAAGUUAAUUGUUUAUCCCUCGACCUGUAUACUCCAAUUUGUGUAUCUACAAACCCUAAAUAGUGUUAAUUGCCGUUGUAUUAGUUAACGCAAGAUGAACCGUAGCAGCGGCGGCAACCGCCGUGGCGGUGGCAAUCGUGGCGGAGGACGGCACUAUGCCCCCAGAGGGCGAUCGGCGCAACCCACGCGUCAAUGGGUCGUUCGUGGGGCAGUUGGGGCUGGAGCUCAUCUGGAUGAUGCUUCUUCCGGAAGUGGAUCUUCCGAGAUUGGAAGGAGAAAUUCCGAAACAGCAUCCGUUGAUAGUGUAACAAGGAAGUUUGAUGCUAUGUCGUCUUCAGAAUAUCCAAGUGAACUCAACCCUGAAUCUCACGGAUCUCUUAACGAACCACCAAAUGAUGGGAAUUUGAAGGGAGUGCAAAAUGUUCCUGAAACAGAACCAACACUUCUGAAUGUAACUCCUAUUGGUCCCUGUGACGACAAUUACUUUCCUUCGUUACCAACAAACCCUGAGCUGAAUGAGAGCAGUACGAGUAUAAAAUCGAGGGAUCAGAAUUUAGAAAAUUGCAGUCCAUCACGCUUCAUUCCCACAUCUCCUGAGACAGUUGGUUGUCAAUUGUCUCCUGAGGUUCAAAGUGGGAAGACGACUUCUCCUGAGGGAACUAGUGGGGAAACUAAACAUGAUAGUCCUGAUUCGAAGCACGAUAAAUUUUCUUUUGAUAUCUGUGAGGAGAGAAGUAGUAAUCUUGUGAAGCUGAAAACCCCUCUGCUUUUGAAAAACAGAGCUAAGAGGAUAGAAGAACGCCGAAUGCAAGAAGACAAUAUAAAGGAUUAUAGGCCUGGCAUGAUUCUUCUGAAGGGUUAUCUUUCUUUAGAGGAGCAGGUCAAAUUGGUAAAGUCAUGCCGUGACCUUGGUAGGGGUCCUGGAGGUUUUUACCAACCUGGUUAUCGUGACGGAGCAAAGUUACACUUGAAGAUGAUGUGCCUUGGUAAAAAUUGGGAUCCCGAAACAAGUAAGUAUGGUGAUAAGAGGCCUGCUGAUCAAGCCAAACCUCCCCCUAUUCCCGAUGAGUUUCAGAGGUUGGUUAAAGGAGCAAUCGAGAAGUGCCAUCAGUAUUUAGAGUCAGAUCAUAAAAUGAUGAAAGCUAGAGCUAUACUUCCUCCAAUGUCUCCAAACAUCUGCAUCAUCAACUUUUACACAAAAAUGGGCAAGCUUGGUCUUCAUAAGGACAAAGAUGAAAGUCAGAAAAGUUUAAGGGAUGGACUUCCAGUAGUUUCUUUCUCUAUUGGGGACACUGCUGUAUUUCUGUAUGGGGACGAGAAGGAUGUCGACAAGGCAAAGAAAGUCGAACUGGAAUCAGGGGAUGUGUUGAUUUUUGGUGGCAAAUCUAGGGAUAUUUUCCAUGGAGUUAGUAACAUUUUAGCGGACACUGCUCCGAGAGGUCUUUUGGAUGAAACACAUCUAAAACCCGGUCGUUUGAAUCUCACCUUUAGAGAGUACUGAUGUGUACGUCCCGGUAUGUUGCUCCGUUACUUCCUCGUUUUCUUUGUUUUGAAGCGAACAAGAUAUUACAUUGAUAAAUGCAAAAGAGCUGCAAGUAUAGAUUGUGCAGAUAAUUUUUUUUCCACAA
Salvia miltiorrhiza (redroot sage) is the source of this 2044-nucleotide messenger RNA. RefSeq lists its product as uncharacterized. Gene Ontology annotation, cellular component: cytoplasm; nucleus. Gene Ontology annotation, molecular function: ferrous iron binding; broad specificity oxidative DNA demethylase activity; oxidative RNA demethylase activity. Lineage: Eukaryota; Viridiplantae; Streptophyta; Magnoliopsida; Lamiales; Lamiaceae. Gene Ontology annotation, biological process: oxidative RNA demethylation. The coding region runs from base 511 to 1917 and encodes 468 amino acids. The transcript is spliced from 4 exons. The record is from RefSeq and is a predicted model, not a curated record.